AUGUUGGAAUGGCUUCAAAAUAGGCGUGUCGCCUGUAAUGAGAGCAUGAGAAAGCAGGUUCUGUUCGCUUUAAUGCAAGAGCAUAGACCUGCUAAAAAAACAUAUGUUAUUGACGAAAUGGCGAAAGAGAAAGGCCACAUGGUUGUACGCUUGCCUCCGUACAAUUGUGAUUUGAGAGCGGUAGAACUGGCAUGGGCGAAAUUAAAACGGUUGAUUAGAGAGCGCGACAUUUCAGGGGACGUGUCGAAAGUUAACCUUUUUGCGACAGAAAGUGAAUCCCUUUUGUCUGUAACUGCCGAUGACUGGGAAGAGUACUGCAGGAAGGUCCAACAACUAGAAGAAGAAUAUUGGAGGCGUGAUGGUGUUGUUAAACUAGCAAUAGACGAUGUCAUUAUUAACACUACCGAAACGGACAGUAGCGACGAACAUGAAGCACACACAUGA
Molecule: messenger RNA, 444 nt
Organism: Schistocerca gregaria
Lineage: Eukaryota; Metazoa; Arthropoda; Insecta; Orthoptera; Acrididae
Exons: 1
Coding region: 1-444 (147 amino acids)
Molecular function (GO): nucleic acid binding
Source: RefSeq, a predicted model, not a curated record